Anopheles marshallii is the source of this 1530-nucleotide messenger RNA. Its product is annotated as U6 small nuclear RNA (adenine-(43)-N(6))-methyltransferase. Bases 1 to 1530 code for a protein of 509 amino acids. The record is from RefSeq and is a predicted model, not a curated record. The transcript has 2 exons. Gene Ontology annotation, biological process: rRNA base methylation. Lineage: Eukaryota; Metazoa; Arthropoda; Insecta; Diptera; Culicidae. Gene Ontology annotation, molecular function: 23S rRNA (adenine(1618)-N(6))-methyltransferase activity. Gene Ontology annotation, cellular component: nucleus.
AUGUCGGUUAACGAGUUUAUGCACCCGAGAAAUCUAUAUCGGCAAAAGCCCAACUUCCACCUGCUGGUUAAACAAUUUCCCGAGCUUAAUGAGGUGGCCAGUGUGGACUUGGCAGGCAAAGUAAAGCUUGAUUAUCGUAAAAAGCAUGCUGUUCAUUUGCUAUCAAAGUGUUUGCUUUUGCGAGAUUUUGGCCUGAAGCUGGAACUUCCAUCGAACAAGUUAGUUCCGACGCUGCCUCUUCGACUGAACUAUAUCCACUGGUUGGAAGAUAUCGGUGCCAUAGCGCAGUGGCCAGAAAAGGAAAAAGUUCGUGGCAUUGAUAUCGGUUGUGGUGCUUCCUGUAUUUAUCCGUUGCUUGCAGUGGUAUUAUCCCAGCAACGGUGGCACAUGGUUGCGAUUGAAAAAGCGGAAGACAGUUUGGAAAGUGCCAAAGCCAACGUUAUGCGGAACGAGCUGCAAAGUUGCAUUAACGUACAACCACAAAGCCUGGAAGGGAAUACAAUUCUGCUGGACGUGCUGAAGAACUUUCCCGGGGAACGUUUCGACUUCUGCAUGUGCAAUCCACCGUUUUUCGAUAGUAAUUUCAACGAACUAAAGCCACACGAUCGUACCGGAAAGCGGCGGGAACCUUCGAACGCUAGUACCGGAUCGCUCGAGGAACUAUGUACGGAGGGUGGAGAGGUGAAGUUUAUUAAUCAAAUUAUAGAUGAAAGUCUUCAGCUAAAGGAUCGCGUUUCGGUGUACACAACGAUGAUAGGCCAUAAAAGCACCUACGAUAAGAUAUUGCAUUCUCUUAAACGGGCGUCCAUACAUAACGUUACCGUGAGCCGGUUUUGUCAGGGCAAUACGACACGAUGGGCCGUAGCAUGGAGUUUCGAUGCGAAGCUAUUGCUGUCGCUAGUUCCUAACAGUCUUCAUUCGACAAACGAAACUGAUGCGUCUCCGGGGAAAAAGAAAGCGUUCGGAAAACCUGUGGCAUGCAGAAUUUUCAGCACUAGCGGUAUGGACUCAAUUCAAGCGGUUAAAAAUUGUAUCCUCUCCAAGCUUCAAGCAAUUGCGAUCGACGUGCGCACUGUUGUUGAAACGAAUAAAACGGAAGGAACCAUAUUGGAAAUUACCGCACGAGAGAACACGUGGUCGCAUCAGCGGAGAAAAAGACGAGCCGCACAAAUCAGUCCUAACGGAGCGAAGGGAAUAGAAACUACGAACGGAAAUGACACAGAGCAACAAAAUGGUCAAAAAUAUACCGAAAAGAGACCACGACUCGAUGAUGAGCUGGAUAUGAGCAGCUCCCACCAGACAGUUUCUCACACAGACGAUCCUUAUUUGCGAGCGGCAUUAAACAUCCAGCGCAAAGAGGAUGGUUAUUAUUUGGCGCUUCAGUACGUUGGCGGUAUUGCUGGCAAAGAUGCAGUUAAUCAGAUUCUACAGUACCUUAAAAAUACGGCGAGAGCAACACCGGUUGCAGAAGUUACCACAGAUGUCGGUAAACAACAGGGUACCGAGUGCCCCCAGAAUAGCUUAUGUUAG